GCCAGGUGCCAAAGUUGGAGACUCAGGCGCAAUUUUGGACCUGGUAGCCCUGGCCGCAUUUACACUACUGAUUUCUCCUCCCGCACCUUAAACCUCGUCGAUUUUCAACACCCUUCAACUUUGACGUACCUGUAAACAAUCCCAUCUUUCCCUGCUCACCAACUUCCUCAAUCCUGCACCCAAACAGUUCAUUCCCAAUCUCCAUUCCUACAUCCCCUUUUUCUAUCGCCUCUAGGCUCAGAAUCCUCUUCUCAAACCGCCCAAGAUGACUACUGAGCGUGAAAGCAAGACUUUCCUAGCCCGCCUCUGCGAGCAGGCCGAGCGUUAUGAUGAGAUGGUCACCUAUAUGAAGGAGGUUGCUAAGCUUGGUGGAGAGCUCUCUGUUGACGAGCGCAACCUUCUAUCUGUUGCCUACAAGAACGUGGUCGGUACCCGACGUGCCUCUUGGAGAAUCAUCUCGUCGAUCGAGCAGAAGGAGGAGUCCAAGGGCUCUGACAAGCACGUCUCCACUAUCCGCGACUACCGAAACAAGAUCGAGACCGAGCUCGAGAAGGUUUGCCAAGAUGUCUUGGAUGUUCUGGAUGAGAGCUUGAUCCCCAACGCUGCCACCGGCGAGUCCAAGGUCUUUUAUCACAAGAUGAAGGGUGAUUAUCACCGCUACUUGGCCGAGUUUGCGUCUGGCGAGAAGCGAAAGGUCGCCGCCACUGCCGCCCACGAGGCUUACAAGAGCGCUACCGAUGUCGCACAGACUGAGCUCACCCCGACGCAUCCUAUCCGUCUCGGUCUUGCUCUCAACUUCUCCGUAUUCUACUAUGAGAUCCUCAACUCGCCUGACCGAGCUUGCCAUCUCGCCAAGCAGGCCUUCGACGACGCCAUCGCCGAGCUUGAUUCGUUGUCUGAGGAGUCUUACCGCGACAGCACUCUCAUCAUGCAGCUGCUCCGUGACAACCUGACCCUAUGGACCUCAUCAGAGAGCGCCGAGGGCGAGGGUGCCGCCGCCACAGAGGCUGCUAAGGAAGACAAGCCCGCUGAGGAAGCUGAGAAGCCCAAGGAGGACGCCCCCGCGCCCACCGAGUCUUAGACUACCUUUCAUGGAUAAACCUCCUUACCUCAACUGAACAUGCAUAUUCUGUAAUACUUUCCGAAGGGCCAGGGUUCUGUUGAUACCCAAACUGGCGAAGAUUUGUAGCAUCGGUUGGGGAGGACGUUAAAGGUGUCUGUUUUGGACGCGAUAGUGAAAUUUGAGCAGAGUGUCGGCUUUCACUCCAAGAUUCGUCAGUAAAAGGCUGCUUUUAAAGUAGGCCCUCUACUUGGCAAUGCGAUAACAUUUUCCACAAUUAUGGCUGUAUUUCAACUACCUCUACCUGUAUAGGGGCGGCGAGGGCUCGUUGGUGGUCGUGUGGACGGUUUCAUACACGUUUCCCCUGUUUGUUUUUUGUGGUUUUUUGAGAUGAUAUAUCUCACGUUUUCCUUUGAUCCAGCACCCAUUGCAACAUCCCCUAGAGUCGACCUUGUACGCCGGUCCUUUACGUAUCACGGGAAGAUUAGGUAGUUUACGGGUCCGCUUUCGGGUGGAAUUGCAAAAUGAUCCAUGCCUUAAGAUUCACCAGCCGGAGGGAGAGAAAGUCUAGCUUGGCUUUUCGACGAUUCGGCUCGAACAGACUGCGAUACUUAAUUAGGCUGGACUUCUGCUUUGAUGCGUGUGUUUACUGCAUUCGUCAAUCAAUCCCCCCCGAUCCGCACCUACGCAAUGCGUAUGCCCCGAUAUCAGAAAUUAAAAAAGCAAAACUUAACCCUGA
Daldinia vernicosa is the source of this 1799-nucleotide messenger RNA. Its product is annotated as 14-3-3 family protein. Lineage: Eukaryota; Fungi; Ascomycota; Sordariomycetes; Xylariales; Hypoxylaceae. The coding region runs from base 266 to 1081 and encodes 271 amino acids. The record is from RefSeq and is a predicted model, not a curated record. Gene Ontology annotation, biological process: signal transduction. Gene Ontology annotation, cellular component: cytoplasm. The transcript is spliced from 5 exons.